AUGCGUCGAUCAAGUCCUCAGCUGUCACUAUCGCCAACGACGCAGAGGAGGAGGAGUAGGACCAGCAAAACACCCGAAACCGCUGCCGCCGCCGUAGGUCCGAGGGCCAACUUGGCGAGGAGGGCGUGUGAUGCGUGCCGGGCCCGCAGGAGGAAAUGCCACUUUGAUGACGUGCAGAGUCCAACUUCGGCACCUCUGGCGCAGCAGUGCCGUGAUUGUGCUAGGCUCGGCAUCGCAUGCAGCUUCCUUGUGCCCACGAGGCCUCGGGGGCCUAAACGAAGGAAACGCCUUCCGUCAAUGUCGGAUAACAGUGAUAGUGAGCAUCCACACGAGACUGAGACACCCCGGGCAGAGAAGCUGCCUUCGCAGCCGGCGUUGAGCCAUGAGCCCGUCCUUGUCCUACCGGAAGAUGAACCUCGUCUGCCGGGGCGGCCUUCACAAGUUAUACCGUCAUGUGAAGCCUCGCAUCAUGUCGCCAAUGGUCCGUCGCCGCACGCUACCGUCGCAGUUCAGACCGAGUCCCCGUCGAUAUCCGGUCCCGGAUUCCCAACCGAUGAAUUAUGCUCGCGGGCGCUCAUCAACAUCAUGAUGGCCGACUACCUCGACCUGGUCUACCCCUUAGUCCCCGUCGUCCAUCGGCCCAGUUUCCGCCACGAUCUCGCAAAGAACCGCGACGUCACUGACCCUGACUUCUUGGCCCUGCUCGUGAGCCUCGUCUCGCUGACUGUAGGUCUUUUGCCGUCCCGGUUUCGAGUAUACCGGACUGUGGACCCGGAGGCCGGCAUGCGUUAUGAGACGCGUACCGCCUUCAUCAACUGCUGCGCCGAGAUAUGUAUGCGGCAGAGGGACGCGAGCUACUGGAACCACAUCAACUUCCGCAAGUGGGCCGUCUCGUACGUGCUAUCCGUGGCAUGCUUCCAGACGGGGCAGGCCAACCGGAGCCGGAUGUUUGACAUUGAAUUCUACCAGCUUGGGAGGCUGUUGGGGCUGCACCGGAUAUCGGACUAUGAGGGUUUGAAUUGUAUCGAGACUCAGUUGAGAAAGAAGGCUUUCUGGAUGCUGUUUUAUGCUUGGGCCCAUAGCAAGGUCCAGAGCGGACGUUCGGACCAUCUCACAUAUUUUAACCCAAACGAGUUACGCGAGGUCAACUUUGAAGCUCUCAUGCCUCUUGACGUAGAUGACGAGCAAAUCUUUGAAACUCGAAUCGUCCCUUCAUCCGCAUCCAUUGUAUCGCCGGGAACACCAUGUAACGCCCCCCAAGAACCGCGCCCACCACUUACGCUUGCCAGCGGCUUCAUCUUGCACUCGGAAGUGUUCCUCAAGGGGCUCAGGGAAGCCAUGUACAACGUCGGCUGCGAAUGCGAACUCCGCCGAGGCCCUGCGGUCCGUCUCUCCCGCCUGCGUGAUCUGCUGCAAGAGCUCCGGUAUAUGCUCGACGACGCGCCCGGUCCGAUGCGCCAGUGGGCCUCUUCCGAGAGCUUCGAUGCUGCCCCCGUGACUCCCCGGUACGACGGGGGCAGCCAGCCGGCUGUGUCGAGUUACGACAGUCCGACGGCGGACCACACCCGUUCUUCGGAGCCAGGGAGCUAUGCAAAGAUCAUCCAGGGUCAGGCGGAAAUUAUGCGGGCCAACAUUCACGUCACGCAUCUGUGGCUCCAGAGCAUACUCCUCGAGCAGAUCGACGUGGUUCUUCAAGAGAGUGCGAUUGGCCCUAAUGCCGCGAUGGGCAGCGACGACGUCACCGCGGCGCUGAAGGCGAACUGGACUGAGCGCGAGGAUAUAUGCCGUCAGAUGCUGCAUUUGCUGCACAGCAUACCGUACGUCUAUCUGGAGCCGAACGGCUUGUACCUGACGUAUAAAGUUCGGGAUGUCGCGGUGACGCUUCUCAACUGUCCCUUUGAAGCCCACGAGCGCCCUACGCGGCGGGCUGCAGAGUACAUGCGCGACUUCACACGGGCGCUGUGCCGCCUUGACCGAAGCGAGAUUGUCAACACUAAUAGUCUGAAAAGCUGGGUUGAUGUAGACCGUGAGGUGACGAGUCGGUCAUGCGGUCCGUUGCCAUGA
Molecule: messenger RNA, 2064 nt
Organism: Colletotrichum truncatum
Lineage: Eukaryota; Fungi; Ascomycota; Sordariomycetes; Glomerellales; Glomerellaceae
Biological process (GO): DNA-templated transcription; regulation of DNA-templated transcription
Molecular function (GO): zinc ion binding; DNA-binding transcription factor activity, RNA polymerase II-specific; DNA binding
Source: RefSeq, a predicted model, not a curated record